Tupaia belangeri chinensis (Chinese tree shrew) is the source of this 585-nucleotide messenger RNA. Its product is annotated as RNA polymerase II subunit A C-terminal domain phosphatase SSU72. The coding region runs from base 1 to 585 and encodes 194 amino acids. Gene Ontology annotation, biological process: mRNA processing. Gene Ontology annotation, molecular function: phosphoprotein phosphatase activity. The transcript has a single exon. Gene Ontology annotation, cellular component: nucleus. The record is from RefSeq and is a predicted model, not a curated record. NCBI's taxonomy places the organism in Eukaryota, Metazoa, Chordata, Mammalia, Scandentia, Tupaiidae.
AUGCCCUCAUCCUCACUCAGGUUGGCUGUGGUGUGUAUGAGCAACAUCAACAGGAGUAUGGAAGCCCAUAGCAUGCUCAGGAAGAAAGGGAUCAGUGUCCGGUCUUUUGGAACUGCAUCCUUUGUGAAGCUUCCAGGAACAAGACGCAAGCGGCCUGUGGUUUAUAACUUUGCAACAACAUAUAAAGAGAUGUCUGAUGACCUUGUCAGGAAAGACAGAGAAUUCUACACCAAGAAUGGGAUCUUACAUAUCUUGGGAAGAAAUGAGAGAAUCAAGCCCGGCCCAGAAAGGUUUCAGGAUUGCACCGAUCCCUUUGAUGUCAUCUUCACCUGUGAGGAGAGCGUGUAUGACCGAGUAGUGGAAUAUCUGUACUCCAGGGAACAGGAAACCUUCCAGCCUGUGCAUGUGAUCAACGUGGACAUCAAAGACACCCAAGAAGAAGCCACCCUUGGAGCCUUCCUCAUCUAUGAGCUCUGCCAGUGCCUGCAGCAGGCAGAAGACAUGGAAGACAGUGUGGGUAAGCUGCUCCUGGAAAUGGAGGAGAAAUCAGGGAAGAGUUUUCUUCACACGGUCUGCUUCUACUGA